CGUACCCCUCCUCUUCUUCCAUCACGUACAAACACACCCCCGCACGCUCUGUUCCACAUUAAACACGACAAGGGGGAGCGUUUUGAGGUGAAGCUGAGAUGUAACGCAUCCGAGACAGGAGAUCGACGCAUGGAGGCGCCCCAGCAGGUGCGGCGAGCUGCAGUACACAUUCGCCUCCUCCUCUUACGCCAUCGCCGCCCAUUUCAUCUGAUCAAUUGCACGGUAAACCGGUUUUGUUGAAAUGUCACACUGAAUGGAGGGCAUUGAAGUUCCAUUAAGAUGACCCGGACACAUCCUCCUGAUAUCCUGACAUCAACUCUUUACCAGGACAUUCCUUUAUAUCCAACCACCGAACACGUCAGUUCUGCUCACUCUUCAUUGCAGUGUGACUUGAAGAUGAUUGAUAAAGCAGAAAUCAUUAACAAAAGACACUGCCGCAGCUUUGAUUUUCUUGAAUCACUGGACGACCCACAGUCUGCGUCUUCCCCAAUGGAGUAUCCUUUUAAGCGUCCAGAACAGCAGACAUUACAGAAAGAUCUAACAUGGAAUGGACUGGAUCAACCAGGAUAUCUUCGCUUCUCAUCUCCAGAUUUGUUUAACGCCAGGCAAAUCCAACAACAGACCAGUCAAGACAAAACCAGCCACCUCACAUGGUCGGAUUCUGUAAAUAGAAAAAGAUCUCGAAGUGCUCCCAGAAUCAAAUCGACUCUUACUCCUGUGCCCAUCUCUGUGACUCCUCUGGAGGCCAACCAAGCCAAGGUCUCUCCAGACACUUUGAGGUCCUCUGAAACACAAAGAGAAGCACAUUCCUCCAACAAAGCAUUUUUGAACGAGGUCCACCCUAUUAAACUGCAACCUAAUUCUCCCCUGUAUGUCUCUGAUUGUUUUAAUGAGGGUAAAUCAGAAACAACAACCGCAACGCCUCAUGUCAGGUGCCGUGUGGACAUUAAACCGGAUGCUGCUGUGCUCCAACACACAUCUAGACAGGUCCCCAAUCUACGGCCUGAACGACUCGCUUGGCAAAGAUUCUCACAGGCUAGUAGCAGUCGAGGUUUGUAUGUACCACGGCAGAUUUCCUCACCAACACCAACUCCAAGUGAAUGCUACAAUGGAGAUUUCCGACCAGGAUAUCACUACGCUACAAGCAUGUCUCCUGUUUCUUACCAGCAUCAAGACAUGUACCGAAUGCCAUCACAAACAGCAAUGUAUCUAAAUCAAGAACAAAGAGCUUACUCAAACCCAAACAUCCCAACAAAGUUCUUCUACACAGAGGACCCAGUUCGCUAUCCGGUUCAUCCCUAUACAAGGGCAUACUUUCAGGAUGAUAGAUCCAGUUUAGCCAGCCGAGGAAGUACUAUGACGAGUCAGUAUGAUCCAAGGAAUCGAUGGGUACACACACUUCCCCUCAGGUCAUAUUUCGCAGAUACAAACCAAGAGCCAUCACACUCUGUAUAUAGUACACCCUACCCUAUGAGUGAGGCAGGGUCCUGCUUUUCUCAAACCCCAUCAAGCACUUACUUUGGGGAUGACCCCCGUUUCAAUCCAUACCACCAAAGUUGCUCGAAUUUAUAUUAUAACAAGCCGCUUAAUUCUCCUGAGGAUCGGUACUUUCCAUCAAGGCAAUAUCACACAGAAGGCAGGAGGCGCCCGCGAAUGUCACAGGCUUUUUCAGAUGAUUGGUAUCGCUCAAGUAUAUCUGGUUAUUCCAACCAGUCUUCUCAGCUCACUCCACCAAGAGUCAGGGUUGACACUGGUAUGGCCCCUUGGUAUUCUACCUACGGCACAGAGACAAGUAGACUUAGGACAGAGGCCAAAAACCACUCCAAGUCUUGGGACAAUAUUCUUUACCCUCGCCAUGACAAAGACCAAUCGGUGCUUCGUGGAAGAAGCUAUGAGAACCUAUUUUAUCAAGGAAGGCACGGGGCAUCUCCCAAUGUCUCAUCUCAACCCGUUAUCCUGAACCUUUCAAGUUCUCCAAAGCGCUAUGCUGCCCUGUCUCUCUCUGAGACGUCUUUAGAGCGAGGUCCAAGCAAUCCGUGGAAGACUAGCAAGAGUGGCCACUGGUUUGUGACUCCUGAGAUCACCAUAACUGACAACGACAUAUGUGCAGGCAACCGUGAGCCGCGUGGUGUGCACGCUGUCAACUGGAAUACGCUGGACAGUGAAAAGAAAUUUGCGCCGAGAGUCAUUGAUGUUAAGAAGUCAUUCAGCGCAGCAGAAAUGACCAAAGAAAAGAAACGUAACAAUGUCUCCCUUCAGCAGAGUUUGGAGCAACUUGAUGAGUUGUUAGCUGACCUAGUGGUUGAUUACAAGCCACCAACCAGCAGGAAGCCUAGUGGGGACUUUCUGGAUCAGCUUAAACAACUGAUUACUGAAGAUGAUGAAAAGGUCAGGGGAUCUUCUGAGAUUGAAAAUCUUGAAUGUCUGAACACGCAGCUCCCAUCUUCUAAAUCCAGCCCCGACACUAUCAAAGACCCCGAUAGUGGGUGUGAUGCUUUACAAAGAAGUGCAGAAGAGUGCUCUCCAGACCACAGCGUGGAGGAAGAAGAAACCAUGGUGUGUGCUAACAAGAAGUGCAAACGUUCUGAAAAUAUGUUCAAUGCAUGCUUGUACUUCAAAUCAUGUCAUAGCUGCUACACCUUUUAUUGCUCCCGAAACUGUCGCAGGGAUGACUGGGAGUCCCACAAGGAGACCUGUGUGUACGGCCGCUUGAGCAGCGUGUGUCGGCACACCAUCAAGUUCUGCAGAGAAAAGUCCGAGAUUCACAAAGCCUUCUCUCGCAUUGCUAAAGCUGGUUACCUCUCCAGAGGCAGAGGUGUCCUCUUUUUGGGUUUUGCCAAUCCAGAGUCGGCUGAUAACUUUCUCCAAGUUGGGCUUGAGGGCCUCGUCAUGUCUCCCACCUAUCUGUCUCUCAGAGAGCUGGAUGGCUUUAAGGACAACUUGGGUGGAUACUGUAAGGAAUUGCAGCAGGCGGGUAACGAGUAUGACCCCAGUGAAUGUUUCCUCUUGAAUGUAUCUGUAGCCGUUGGUGAACUAGUGCCUAACAGACCCUCGCCAAGGGUCCAAACACCAACGGUUCGAAAAUAUGCAAAGGUUUCCUUGGCUUCUUCAAGUCCAGAAAAAAAGCUACUGAAGAAGGAUAGUGAAAUGGAAACUCUCAUCCUUACUCCGCCUCCGGGAACGCCAGCCAUUGACCAGGAGGGGGAGGAGGGAAGGAAAGCCAGGGAGGUGUGCUUUGUCAACAUUCAGCGUGAGCUCAGGAUCAGAGGUGUCUUCCUUCGACACGAGUACCCCAAAAUCUAUAAUCAGCUAUGUGAGUUUGUUGAGAGUAACAAAAGGUUCACCCCGACAACCAUUUACCCAUUAGAUAAGAGAACAGGGAAACAGUUUAUGUGUAUGAUUAUGGCGGCAUCAGAGCCGAGAACAUUAGACUGGGUGGACACCCCCCAUCUCUUGGAUGAUAUUAUUUAGGACAGCACAGGAAAGGAAUGAUAAUGAUGUCAGUUACACAAAAUGUAAAUGCUGUAAAUACAUUUCAAUAGGAAAUUGGAACAUUGCAUAUGGCCAAUUUCCCUCCUGUUUCACUGACCUUUAGCACACUGACACUGACCUAUGCUAAACACAUGCACACAAAUAUUCAACUCUUGCUUUGAUUCUCUUGCUCUCAAAGAACUUUAUAGACUGCAUGCAAACUGGACACACAGCAGUCCAUGUGUUGGAAAGUGUAUGAAUUAUUCAGUUUCUCUUCAAUGCGAUAGACAUAAUGUACAAAGCACACAAAAUUUCUCGUAUCCCAUUUGCACAUCGUUUUGCCUCCACAUAUUAGUCACAAAUAUUCCUCAAAAUUGCCCCCCCAAACAAAUAUAUCUAGAAUUUCUGUUAUACCCUGUAACAGUAACAUUACAACAGGUGACUUGUAGGUGAGAGUAUAUUCAUUUAGUAAACUGUAUUUGUGUGGAUAUUUUUAUAAGAGUCUUUUAGUUAUUGUUUG
Messenger RNA from Syngnathus acus (greater pipefish), 3991 nucleotides. Its product is annotated as un-named hu7912. The record is from RefSeq and is a predicted model, not a curated record. Gene Ontology annotation, cellular component: plasma membrane; apical junction complex. Gene Ontology annotation, biological process: cell-cell junction organization. NCBI's taxonomy places the organism in Eukaryota, Metazoa, Chordata, Actinopteri, Syngnathiformes, Syngnathidae. Bases 280 to 3471 code for a protein of 1063 amino acids. The transcript has 2 exons.